Racocetra persica is the source of this 468-nucleotide messenger RNA. Lineage: Eukaryota; Fungi; Glomeromycota; Glomeromycetes; Diversisporales; Gigasporaceae. The record is from the annotation of a GenBank genome assembly.
CAUCUCAAAACCUUGGCUUAUAAUAUUCAUGAUGGAAUUGAGUCUGCAGUUCAAUUAUAUAACUUUCACAAUACUAUAUUAAAAUCUAUUGAAUUAAAUAUAAAUGAUUUACAUGUUAAUUUUCAAAACUUAAACUCUGAAAAUUCUCAAUCAGAUCAAUUUUUAGAUUCGAUUGCUUGUGCCUGCGACAAGUCAUUAAUUUCUCGUGAUGCAUAUCAUCAGCUUGCAGCUAUCAUGCCAGAAAUAGCAUAUGAAUAUAAAAUUGAAAAAUGUCAACAAGAGAUAACAAGAAUUAUGAAUCAGAUGAUUCCAAUUCACAUAAUUCAAGUUAAUUCUGUAACUUCGAAUGGAGCUUAUAGAUCACUUAGGAAUAUUUUAUUUGUUAUAAUUUAUAAAUUAACAGAUGAAAAAUCAGCAGUGUUACAAGUAGGAGAUGUUAUUUAUAUUAAAUUAAAUGGAGAUGGGUGA